Molecule: messenger RNA, 4026 nt
Organism: Cavenderia fasciculata
Lineage: Eukaryota; Evosea; Eumycetozoa; Acytosteliales; Cavenderiaceae
Gene: vps35
Product: vacuolar sorting protein 35
Exons: 13
Coding region: 1-4026 (1341 amino acids)
Biological process (GO): retrograde transport, endosome to Golgi; G protein-coupled receptor signaling pathway; SRP-dependent cotranslational protein targeting to membrane
Cellular component (GO): late endosome; retromer complex; membrane
Molecular function (GO): guanyl nucleotide binding; G-protein beta/gamma-subunit complex binding; GTPase activity
Source: RefSeq, a predicted model, not a curated record
AUGGCAAGAGACGAAGAAUUCGAACAACAAUACGCUGCCUUCCAAAGUGAAUCAGCUGUAUCAUCUGAACAACGUGUUCUCUACUUUAUCAAUGCUCUCAUCGUAUCAUUGGUUCCAGUUUAUUUAUAUCACGCCAUCUUUUUCUUAUCAUUUGAACAAUACUUUAUCGUUUAUGGUGCAGUUACAUUGUUCAGUGCCAUCGUUCUUACAUUUGCAUACAACAAUAUCUUUAGAAUGAAGAGACUUAAACUCUCUGCUCAACGUGAUCACAUUAUCACAUUGAACAAGACCAAGGCCCAAACAACCGACAAAAAGGCCAUCUUUACUGCCAAGAAGGAGGCUCAAUCUCUUGUUACUUCACAUGAAGCCAUUGCUCAAUCAAUCAUGUACAACAAUGCCCUCUAUUUGAUUUAUUUGAUUCAUCAGUCCUCACUCGUUUGUUAUCGUCGAUCACCACCACCAUCAACCAGCAUCAGCAUCAAUCAUCAUCAUCAUCAUCAUAGCCAUCCACCACCAUCUACAAUAAUGAGUUGUAUAUCAAAACCAAAAACAGAGGAAACAAAGAUCUCGGGAGAGAUUGAUAAGGAAUUAAGACAUGAAGAGAAACGUAUGAAAAGAGAUAUUCAAAUAUUGUUAUUGGGUGCAGGUGAAUGUGGAAAGAGUACUAUCUUUAAACAAUUAAAAAUCCUACAAGACAAUGGUAAAUGGCAAGAUCACGAACUAUUAGAGUUUAGAAACUCAAUCUAUAUAAAUAUAACAUCUCAACUGGCAGUGUUGGCUAGUGCUGCAUCUGAAUUAAAUAUUGCACUCUUGCCAGAGCAUACAGAGGCUGCAGAGAGAAUAAAGAAAAUGCAACCACUCAUCGAUGAAUGGACCGAUCAAACAGCAGAUGACGCAUUCAAGCUAUGGUUGGAUCCAGGCAUUCAGCAGGUCUACGAAAGAAGAGACAAAGAUUUCCAACUCAACGACUCUGCCAAAUACUUUUUCGACAAUCUGCUCAGAAUAUCAGACUCUAAAUAUAUACCAACACCACAAGACGCACUCAGAUCAAGAGUAAUGACAAAGGGUAUAGUCGAAGCUGAAGUAUGUUUCGAUGGAAUCAAUAUGAAAAUUAUAGAUGUCGGUGGUCAAAGAAGUCAAAGAAGAAAAUGGAUUCAUUGUUUUGAUGGUGUUUCUGCCGUCAUUUUUGUUGCUGCUUUAAGUGAAUAUGAUCAAAUGUGUCGUGAAGUAAAAGAAAAUAGAUUAGAUGAAUCGAUUAGUCUUUUUUCAGAGAUUGCAAAUAGUGAAUGGUUUGUUGAAACACCAAUCAUUCUCUUUUUAAACAAAAAGGAUUUAUUUAUUGAAAAAUUAAAAAGAGUUGGUUAUAAUCAAUAUGACAAUAAUUAUCGUGGUGACAACUCAUUUAAAGAUGUAUCAGAGCAUAUUGCACAAAAAUUCAAAACCGUUGUAAAGUCUACCUCUAAAAGCAUCUAUGUACAUUAUACCAUAGCCAUUGAUACUCAAAACAUUGACUAUGUUUUCAAAGCCGUCAAAGAGAUUCUAUUACGCAAAACUAUUGCAGACAAAUUAUCUUCUCUUUUCUUCACCACUCUUCCAACACUAAACAACUUAUCUAUCUUGCAAAUAUAUAAAGAGAGAGAGAGAACAACAAGCAAGAGGAUGAGUAAAACAGCUCAACCAAUUCAACUCACACCAGAGGAAGAACAAAAGAAGUUCUUAGAGGAACAAAAGAGAUACCUUGAAGAAGCCAAGAACAAUGUUAUGGUUCAAGGUCAUCACAUGAAGGUAAGUUUGGACAAUGCCAAACUUAUGGAUGCACUAAAGUAUGCAUCAAACAUUAUCAACGAGCUUCGUACCUCUUUGUUGUCACCAAAGUCUUACUAUGCUCUCUACAUGGUUGCCUUUGAUUAUCUUCAACAUCUCAAUACCUACCUAUUCGAGGAAAAGCAUGGAAAGAAAAUGAUUGAACUCUAUGAAAUCGUUCAACAUGCUGGUAAUGUUUUACCAAGAUUAUAUCUUUUAAUUACAGUUGGAUCAGUUUAUAUUAAAACUAAACAAGCACCAGCAAAGGAUGUACUCAUGGAUCUUAUUGAAAUGUGUAGAGGUGUUCAACACCCAACUAGAGGUCUCUUUUUGAGAUAUUAUCUCAGUGAAGUUACCAAGGAUAAAUUACCAGAUGCAGAGUCUGAUGAUGUUGGAGGAUCAGUUUAUGAUUCAAUUGAAUUUAUUAUUCAAAACUUUACUGAAACCAACAAGCUAUGGGUUAGAAUGCAACACCAAGCUCCAAACCGUGACAAGGAUAGAAGAGAAAAUGAAAGAUUAGAUCUCCGUGUUUUGGUCGGAAAGAACUUGUCUCGUUUAUCACAAUUGGACGGUGUUGAUGUAAAGGUUUAUUCUCAAACCGUACUUCCAAAGGUUGUUGAACAAAUUAUCAAUUGUAAAGAUAAAAUUGCUCAACAAUAUCUUAUGGAAAUUCUUAUUCAAGUAUUCCCAGAUGAAUUCCAUUUAGCAACAUUGGAUACCAUUAUUUCAACUUGUUCACAAUUACAACCAGGUGUUGAUGUAAAGACCAUCAUUGCUUCUUUGAUUGAUAGAUUGGCCAAUUAUGCUUCUCGUAAUUCAAUUCCAGAUGAUAUUGAUAUCUUUUCCAUCUUCUUUAGCAAUGUCAAGGAAGUUAUCAAGGCAAGACCAAAUAUGGAAUUACAAGAUAUUCUUGGAUUACAUGUAUCAUUAUUAAAUCUUACACUUAAAUGUUAUCCAGAAAAGAGAGAAAAUGCCAAUGAAGUAUUGGGAUUAUGUCAAAGUAUUUUGGCCACCAAGAGCAAGGAAGAAAUCAACAAGCCAAGUUGCGUCAAGCAAAUUGUUCAACUCUUGCAAAUCCCACUCGAGGUUUUCAAGAAUGUCUUGGCUGUUCUCAAGCUUACUGCCUACCAACCACUCAUCAAGCAACUCUCUUACAACAAUCGUAAAAAGGUAUCUUUGGACAUUGUCAACAGCACACUCAAAAACUCUACCAUCAUUGAAGAGCCAGAAGAAGUCAACAUUCUUCUCGAAACCAUUCAAACCCUUAUCAAGGACGAAGAAGACCAACCAUCUGCCGAUGAAAUCGACAAGGAAGACUUUGUCGAAGAACAAAACAAGGUUUCCUCUCUCAUUCACUUGUUCCAAUCAGAGGAUCCAGAGAAAUUGUUCAAAAUCUACAUUGUCGCCCGUAGUCACUUUGGAAAGGGUGGUGCACAAAGAAUCAAACACACUCUUGUACCACUUGUAUUCAGAUCUCUCAAGUUUGUCACCAACCUCAAGAAGCAAGUCGACGAGGGUGUCAUUCAACUCGACGAACAACAAUGGACUGGUAUUGGUACCAAAAUUUUCACAUUUGUUAUGGAAACUAUCAAGGCACUCGUAGACAUUAAGCUUGCCGAACUCUCUUUCCGUCUCUAUCUCCAAGCUGUCCAAACCGCCGACAAGUGCAGUCUCCAAAAAAUCACCAAAGAGUUCUCUAUCAAGGCCCUCCAAAUCUUCCAAGAAGAUAUCGCCGAUUUCAAGGCCCAAGUAAAUGCUUUGACUCUUCUCAUCUCUACCCUCAACUCUCUCACACUUCCAGAUACCGAUCUCUAUGAAACUCUUGCAGGUCAAACUAUUAAACAAGCUUCUCGUUUAUUGACUGCUCAAGAUCAAGCAAAGGUUAUUUCACUUUGCUCUCAUUUGUUCUGGGUUUCUCAUAAGAAUAGACAACACAAAGAACCAGAACAAGUUCUUCAAGCACUUAGAAAAUCACUUUUAAUUAUUUCCAAUGAAUCUAAUCCAGGUUUAAGUGUUUUCGUUGACAUUUUGAAUGAAUGUCUUUACUAUUUUGACCAAAAAUCAUCUGCUAUUCCAGGUAAAUUCAUUAGCGAUUUGGUUGAAUUAAUUAGAACCACUCACUGCAAGGAUGGUGAAUCUUCAUCCAUCUACCUCCAAAAUACUAUCAAGUAUAUCAACUCUAGAAAGGAAUCUGAUUCUUCCUAUGCUGAAAUCUCUGUCUAA